Molecule: messenger RNA, 3160 nt
Organism: Saccostrea cuccullata (small rock oyster)
Lineage: Eukaryota; Metazoa; Mollusca; Bivalvia; Ostreida; Ostreidae
Exons: 19
Coding region: 1-2985 (994 amino acids)
Cellular component (GO): mitochondrion
Molecular function (GO): proline dehydrogenase activity; FAD binding
Source: RefSeq, a predicted model, not a curated record
AUGAAAAGAGGAACUUCGUUAUUGAAAACUUGGAGAAAGACGAAUUUAAAAUGGAUUUUUCCAUUUUAUCGAGCACAGCAUACCGGUACCGUUGUCGGGCCCGAAAAAGAUCGUCGGCUUUUGCCAUAUCAAGAGGUCUCUCCUGGGACCUUGGACUUCGACGAUGCCGUGAAAGCUUGCCAGUCGCAGACGACUUGGGAACUAUUGAGGGCCCUUCUUAUUUUCAAAGUCUGUUCGUUUGAGAAAUUCGUUGAAAAUAAUUACAAGUUGCCAUUCGGGGCAUCAUUGUCAUUGUUUCAAAAUCACAACAUUUUACUACAGAUUUUGUCAUGGAGCCGUUGUCUUAUGGGUAGACCUCUAUUCAACACGAUGAUGCGUCCGACAAUCUAUAAACAAUUUGUGGGAGGCGAUGACAUCACAUCUUUCCAGGCAACCGUUGAUCGUCUGCAAGCGGCAGGAAUGGGGCCGCUCGUCAUGGUGACGCUGGAAGAAGACGUUAAAGACGACGGUCCAGAUGCUGAUCAGCUUUUUGACAGAAAUUUGAAGAUAAUGGUCGACUGUAUAGAAAUGACGUCAAAACUUGGGAGCCAGAAUCCAAUGAUGCAAAUCAAACCGUCUGGAUUGUUCCCUCUCCAUCUCUGUAGAAUGAUUUCGACUGAAGUACCAUACCCCAAUAAGAAACCAGAACUCGUAGAGAAAGUAGCAAAUGCCAUGCACACAUCCAAAGAGAUAACACAGUUGGGAAACCUGUCAUCUAUAGAAAUCACACAAUUGAACAAAGCGUUACAUAGGGUGAAACAGAUUUGCAAGGUUGCUAUGGAGAAACAAGUGAUCAUUAUGGUAGAUGCGGAGUACACGUAUUUGAACCCGUGUCUUAAUUUAUUAGCCCUUGCAAUGAUGCUGAACAGCAAUGGUUCCGCUCCACUUGUAUUUUAUACCUACCAAAAUUACCUCAAGGAAACUCCAGAUAUUCUGUCGAAAGACAUCGCAUUUGUUCAAGCACAUGGGGUAUCCUUUGGUUCCAAACUUGUGCGAGGUGCUUACCUGUACAAAGAAAGGUCGCUGGCAAAGGAGAAAGGCUACCCUGAUCCUGUCUGCGAAACAUUCGAAAAGACAACCGAAAAUUACAAUCGUUCAAUGGACAUUAUGUUGAAUAACAUAGCGAAGUAUCCAGGAAAAUUUAGCACGAUAAUUGCCUCGCACAACGAGGAUACCAUUAUAAGAGGAAUAUCCAAACUGAAUGAACUGGGAAUUCCUCGAAGAGGCACAGAGCAAAAGGUUUUCUUUGGUCAACUCUAUGGAAUGUCUGACUUUAUUUCACAAUCUUUAGGUCAGGCUGGCUAUAUGAUUCACAAGUCCAUUCCUUAUGGCACUAUCGAUGAAGCUCUUCCUUACCUGUCCAGACGAGUCGGUGAAAAUAGUUCCAUAUUUGGUGGUAUCAGACGAGAGCGCAAAAUCAUCCGCCGAGCCCUUGCUGACCGGUUAAAUUUACGCCAACCUCAUGAUAAACAUAAUACAUUUUUACUUAAACUUUUAACUUCAGCAAUGCUAAGUAGGAUUUCGGUGCUUAAAAAUCUCAAAGAAGGGAAUUUAAAGUGGCGUUUUCCUUUUUGUCAAUCUCAACACACAAUUGCAGAUCCUCGAAAGGACCUUGCAUCAGUUCCAGAAAAUACUGCGCAGCAACAACUACUGGAGUUUGAAGAUGCCGUCAAAGCCUGUCAAUCGAAGAAAAACUGGGAACUUUUGAGAGCGCUGCUUAUUUUCAAUGUUUGCUCGGUUGAGAAAUUCGUUAAAAACAAUUACAAGAUUCUCUCAUGGAGUCGUCGACUAAUGGGCCGACCUUUAUUCAACAUGAUGAUGCGCCCAACCUUCUACAGACAAUUUGUCGGAGGCCAUGACCUGGCGUCCCUUCAGACAACUGUAGACUGUCUGCAAGCUGCCGGAAUUGGACCAUUUGUCAUGGUGGCGUUGGAGGAAGACGUGAAAGACGACGGACCAGAUGCUGAUCAAAUAUUUGACAAAAAUCUGAAGAUAAUGCUGGAUUGUUUGGAAAUGACUUCAAAACUUGGGAGCCAGAACCCGAUGAUGCACAUCAAAACGUCCGGAUUGUUCCCUCUCGAUCUUUGCAAAGCGAUUUCAUUGGAAAUUCCACGUCCAAAUGCUCAACAAAAUGUAGUGGAGAAAAUUGCGAACUCGAUGAACACAUCCAAUGAGAUAACAGAGCUGGGUAACUUGAAAUCCGUAGAACUCCAACAAUUGAACAAAGCGUUAUACAGAAUGAAACAGAUUUGUGAGGUUGCUAAGGAGAAAAACGUAAUAGUUAUGGUGGAUGCAGAGUACACUUACCUGAACCCGUGUUUAAAUUUAUUGACUCUGGCCAUGAUGAUGAACAGCAACGGUUCCGCCCCACUUGUGUUUUAUACCUACCAAAAUUACCUCAAGGAAACUCCAAGUAUUCUCGCAAAAGACAUCGCAUUAAUGCAGGCACAUGGUAUAUCCUUUGGUGCUAAACUUGUGCGGGGUGCCUAUUUACACAAAGAAAGGUCGCUGGCAAAAGAGAAAGGCUACCCUGAUCCUGUUUGCGAAACUUUCGAGAAAACGUCAGCAAAUUAUUAUCGUUCUAUGGACAUUAUGUUGGAUAACAUCGCAAAACAUCCUGGAAAAUUCAGCACGAUAAUUGCUUCACACAACGAAGCCACUAUUAAGAGAGCAAUAUCCAGAAUGACAGAUUUAGGAAUAUCACGAAGAAGUAAGGAACAGAAGGUUUUCUUCGGUCAGACUUAUGGAAUGUCCGACUUCAUAUCCCUGUCUUUGGGUCAGACUGGCUAUAUGAUCCAUAAAUCAAUACCUUAUGGUACUGUUGAUGAAGUUCUUCCAUAUUUGUCCAGAAGAGUUAAUGAAAAUAGUUCCAUUUUCGGUGGAAUGAGAAGAGAGCGCAGUAUCAUCCGAAGAGCCCUUGCAGAUCGUGUACUGUCAAAAACUUAAAUUCGUUGAAACCAACUUCGAAGGAAGGGUAGAUCGUUUACUGAUACUAACUUUAAAAUAGUGGUGAUCAAUUAAUUAGCAAUGCCUUUUAUCGUAUUAAUUCAUUUAUUCUUUGAAAAUUAACCUUUGAAUGUUUAUUAACUAUUACUAUGAGUUUGUAUUUUCUUUCUAUACA